GUACUGCGUACAAUUGACGCUGAUACACAAAGAAGCACUCGCCCAGGAGAACAAAGGCAUUUCAUUCUCGCACGGAAGAAACCUGGUUUCCAGCACUGCGAAUAGAAGAACUCUCUCUCUUGGAGAGCUCAAAGUCCAUGCAUUCCUUUAAAGACUGACACGGCCCGUUUAACUGCAAAAAUGCUGACCCUCCUUAUUCUGUUAUUCUCACUCUCUUUGUCUCGUGCCUUUGCCUCCCUAGGGCCAACGCCGUCUCUAGCCAAACGCGCUACUUGCACGCCUGCUAGUGCGCAGUCAUCUUCCACAGACGAUGUUCCCGCUAUCCAGUCCGCCUUCGCUACGUGUGGGGAUGGGGGAGUGAUCGUCAUUGCGGCCGACACGACCUAUGCUAUUCGUAGCACUUUGUCCUUUGCCGGUUGUAAGGGAUGCGAGUUCCGUGUCGAAGGAACCAUGAAAGUCUCCUCUGACACCGAUUAUUGGAAUGGUGUAACAGCUGUUAUCCUACUUGAUGGUAUAAGCGGUGCGACUAUCCAUUCGACUACGGGCUCCGGGUUAGUCGACGGUAAUGGCCAGCCAUUCUGGGACGUGUUCGCGAACAACAGCGAUUUCGACAGGCCUACCUUGAUGUAUAUCGAUGGCUCCAGCGAUAUAACAGUUGAAAAUCUCCGUUUCAAAAACGCUCCCAAUGUGUUCCAUUCUGUCGUUGGCGGAUCCACAAAUAUCCUGUAUUCGGGCUUGACUCUCACGGCGGCCAAGGCUGAAGAUGACGGUGCCGAUCCUAAAAAUACGGAUGGAUUCGAUGUUGGCAAGUCGACAUAUGUCGAAAUCACCAACAUCACCGUUAGCAAUCAGGAUGAUUGCGUUGCUUUCAAGUCUGGGGCAAAUUAUGUUACAGUCACUGACAUCACUUGCAAAGGGUCUCAUGGUCUGUCUGUUGGAAGUUUAGCCGGCGGCGAAGGCUCAACGGACACCGUAACAAACGUCUAUGUCAAUCACGCAACCAUGACAGAUUCAACGAAAGCAGUUGGAAUCAAACUAUACCAAGGCGGCUCAUCUCACGGAACGGCCACUGUAAAAAAUGUUACUUACAACGACAUCACUGUUGAUGGAUGCGACUACGCCGCCCAAAUCCAAUCUUGCUAUGGCUCUGAUACCACCGCAGAAUGCACUGCUGCGCCAUCAACGGCUACGCUGACUGAUAUCUAUUUCACUAAUUUUAAAGGCACAACUUCAGACACGUACGACCCCGUCAUUGCCAAUCUUAAUUGUCCCGGUGCCGGUACUUGUGAUAUCUACUUCAGCAACUUCAGUGUCUUGGCUCCUUCAGGCGGUGCUGAAGUUUUGUGCUCCAACAUCGACAACAGUGAUUUCGGCCUGUCAUGUUCAGGUAGCGCAUCUGGAUAGAUAUAUGUAGUAUCGCAGAUGAAUUGUUAUAAGACUAUCCUGUCAGCAAUAAAUAAAUGCCCAUCAGGAAUGUGAAGGUAGAACAAGACCGAUU
Messenger RNA from Guyanagaster necrorhizus, 1498 nucleotides. RefSeq names its product pectin lyase-like protein. NCBI's taxonomy places the organism in Eukaryota, Fungi, Basidiomycota, Agaricomycetes, Agaricales, Physalacriaceae. Bases 181 to 1404 code for a protein of 407 amino acids. The record is from RefSeq and is a predicted model, not a curated record. Gene Ontology annotation, biological process: carbohydrate metabolic process. Gene Ontology annotation, molecular function: polygalacturonase activity. The transcript has 8 exons.